Molecule: messenger RNA, 906 nt
Organism: Penicillium odoratum
Lineage: Eukaryota; Fungi; Ascomycota; Eurotiomycetes; Eurotiales; Aspergillaceae
Exons: 1
Coding region: 1-906 (301 amino acids)
Source: RefSeq, a predicted model, not a curated record
AUGCAUUUCUCCAACGCUGCCGCCUUGCUAGCCUUCUCCUCCAUCAGCGCCAUAUAUGCCGCUCCUCUCGCCAACCCGCAAGACGAACUCAACCGCCGUCAGAUAAACUACCAUGUAGUAAAUGUGGAUGGUGACUCAGACAGCUCUGCCGUCCCUGAGAUCGAGACUGUGACCAAGACCGCCGAGUCUACUGUGACCGCCGCUGGCGCUCCUGUUGUGCUUCAGACCGUCACAGUGACUGCCACUCCGUCUCUCGUGCCAUACUCACCUGGGCCCCCCAGCUCGACUCCUAUCUCUCAUCAGGCCCCUCCUCCUGGGGAAUCUUUCAUUCCUGCCCAGAGCAAUGGCUUCUUCCGCCGUGGCCUCAAUGCCGCUGGUAACCCGGUUCAAUUCGUACAGAACUACAUCCCGUCUCCCAGUGUUUCCUUCACUCCAUCAGCCACACCAUAUGCAUCUCCUCUAGUUGCUCGCCAAUAUGGUGACUGGGCUUCCAGUGCCUCGGUGCCCCUCUCGCCUAGCUUUAUGGCUACUCCGUCUGCGUCUAUGGCUGCUCGGCAGUUUGGCGGCUGGAACCCUAGCUCUAUCCCGACCCCCUCUGCUACUCCCAGUGUGAGCCCCUCUGGAUAUGUCUAUGCUCGGGGCUACGGUGUUGCGCCUUGGGGUACUCCCUCUGCGUCUCCGUCUGUUUCUCCCUCCGUCUCUCUGGUGGCUCGUCAGUUUGGUGCUCGGAGCCCUAUCUCUGUCGCUACCCCCUCUGGCAGUCCUUCCGGCCUGAGCACUCCUGUCGCACCCACAUCUUUCCCCGUCAAGCGCGACUUUGACAACCACGUUUCUCCCUCUGGCGCUCCCACUCCUACACCUAGCGCCAGCUUCUCCAUUCCUCGUUCGUCCGCUCUGCUUUACUAA